Nomia melanderi (Alkali bee) is the source of this 1867-nucleotide messenger RNA. RefSeq names its product KICSTOR complex protein kaptin. NCBI's taxonomy places the organism in Eukaryota, Metazoa, Arthropoda, Insecta, Hymenoptera, Halictidae. Gene Ontology annotation, molecular function: actin filament binding. Gene Ontology annotation, biological process: negative regulation of TORC1 signaling; actin filament organization; cellular response to amino acid starvation. Gene Ontology annotation, cellular component: lamellipodium; KICSTOR complex; actin cytoskeleton. The record is from RefSeq and is a predicted model, not a curated record.
GGAGAGGGUAACUUUUCGUGAGGGGAGUGUCACUAGAGUGUCCGUGGUCGCCAAUUUAAGGCAUAUUUGCUGUAUAAUUAUAUUUAUGUUCGUAUGAAAAACGUGUUUUGAAUUUAUAAGUAAUGCAGUAUUUACUUAAGUAUGUACUUGAUGUAACAUUUGUAGUAUAUACAUAAAAAUUUGAAAAAAAAAACUUAAAGUUUAUUUUAGUGUACGUAUUUUCAAUCAAAACCACGCACAAUGGAACGAACCAUUUCUAACCUUAAAAUCUUGUAUUUCUAACCUUAAAACAUCUGUCAAAUACAGCAUUCAACAUGAAUUAUAAAUAAAAAUUUUGUAAAACUAUAGAUAGUAACAGAAUCAUGAGUAAUUUAAUAGAUGCCCAUUGGUUUCCUUUAACAUCACAAGGAAACAUUUAUUCAAUGACAAAGUUAUGUUCUACCAAUGGUUCAAAUAAAGUAUUAGUGGCUUCCUUAAAACGCAAGAUAUAUUCCUGUGAAUAUCAUUUGAUGCCCAAUCUACAUCUAAGACCAUUGGUUAAAGAAUUACUCUUUACAUACAUUCCAAGUGGAGCAGAAAUUAUGUCAAUUGAUGCUUAUAAUAAAUCUGAUACCGGAGAUGGGUUUGUAAUAGGAAUAACAAUAAUUAAAGUAAGCACAGAUACAUCUGUAGAAAGAUAUUUAAAUAUAUAUACAGAAGGUGCUACAGAUGGAGAAGGAGAUGAAUGUAGUUCGAUUGAAGCUAUAGCUCAAAAUUGUUUAAUGGUAGAAUUGGCAUAUAUUCCUUAUCAUUUAUAUCAUACAAUAUUACCGCAACAAAAUUCACACAAUGAGGUUGUUUGGUUAUUGUCUGGAAGCGAUUACAAGAUUCACAUGAUUAGGGAAGAUAAGUUAAACCAUGGUUAUAGUGAAUCAUCAAUUGAAAAAUAUUUUCCAGAACUCCAUGAUAUUGAAGCAAUUUCAUUAUGGAUUAAUAUUUACUAUUAUGAUGACUAUAAUUGGAGACUGACUGUAAUAGGUUGUGAAUGUGGUUUGGUCAAAGUUGCUAUCGUUAAUGUUUUAGAACUGAAAGUCCGUCGAAGUUGGAAAUUAAGAUAUGACACACCUAUCUCCAGUGUAUAUGUAUUUCCACAAAAAAAUAAUAUUACAGAACCUAAUUUCAUUAAUUCAAAUGAUAUAAAAGAGAAAAACAAAGAAAAUUUAAGUAAAAAAGAAACAAAGUUAAAUGUUCUUAUUGUAAAUACAUGUAAUGCAGUAGUCUUUAUGGAUAUUUUAAAUAAUGGAAUGGAUGAAGAUAUAAGAUUAAAUGGUAGUGAAACAUCCGAUUGCAUUUUAUGUUCUUGUAUUGCUGAUAUCAACAUGGAUGGUCAGAAUGAAAUACUGUUAGGAACAUACGGACAGGAAAUAUUAAUAUUUUGUUUUGUAAAUGAUACAUGGGAAUUAAUUGUUAGAAAAUUGUUUGAUGCACCUGUACAUUCUAUAUGUUACAUGGAUAUAACAAACGAUGGAAUGAAAGAACUUAUUGUUCUUACACAACGUGGAGUACACAUAUUACAGCAUAAUAUUGCAGAUGUAAAAAAUAAAUGGAAAAAACGAUAUCAAAGAAUAAUGGAAAGAAGUGAAACAUAACUUAUAAUUAAAAACAUAAUUUUUUAACUCUCAUAUGAAAAAGUUCAAAUCAAUUUUAGGCUCUAAGAAGUGCUACGAUUAAAGUUGUGACUAAAGAUCAAAGAUUAAUAUAAAUUUAUAUGUGUAUGUAUGUAUGUAUGUAUGUAUAUAAUGUACUAUACAGAAAAGAGAAGAAUCAAAGUAAAUUUAUUUUUAUCCUUACAACGCAUGUAUGACUGGAAAACCAAUAAAUUAAAAUU